AGACACCAUCCCACAGGAACAGCUCAUUAGCAAAAGUGUAGAGUGGCAGAGCCACUCCCGGCCACUUCAGUCGGCAGGACCCACGCCCCCUCCUCCUGCUGCCACGCUGGAGCUGCUGGAGCUGCAGCUGCCACAGGGGGUCAGAGACUGGGGCCAGAGGGCCCACCCCGCACCCGGUCCCUCCUUUGCCGGUGUCUGCAAGGUCUUUGGCUGCAGGAAGUGCCUCGCAUCGGCCGCAGGAUGGGCAGCUGCGGGAGGAAGGUCCUCUGGGCUCUCUGUCUCCUGCAGCUCCUGGGAGCCAGCUCUGCCAAGGACAUCUGGAGGCGCUCCCUGCCCGAGAGGCUGCUGCCAGAGAGGCCCCCCGUGGAGGAGGCGGGUUCCCCAGGGCCCCAGCAGCCUCGUGCCGACCGCUGCCCACCGCCCCCGAGGACCCUGCCCCCUGGAGCCUGCCAGGCCUUGCGCUGCCAGGCUGACUCUGAGUGCCCACGACAGUGGCGCUGCUGCUACAACGGCUGCGCCUACUCCUGCCUGGAGGCAGUGCCACCCCCACCAGUUCUAGACUGGCUGGUGCAGCCGAAGCCACGGUGGCUGGGAGGCAACGGCUGGCUCCUGGAUGGCCCUGAAGAGGUGCUGCAAGCAGAGGCCUGCAGCACCACCAAGGACGGUGCAGAGCCGCUGCUCUGUCCCUCGGGCUAUGAGUGCCACAUCUUGAGCCCAGGGGACGUGGCCAAGGGCAUCCCCAACCACGGGCAGUGCGUCAAGCAGCGCCAGCAAGCAGGUGAGUGUGGGCGCCCGGGCCUGCUCCUGGCCCCACGGUCCUGGACCCCCAGUCAGAGCCUUGCCUCAGGAAAUGAUCCCAGCACCCAGAGGCUGGCCCACCGCUCCUCCGCCCCUCACAGCCAGAGUCUCUCUCUUGUCCUGCCACGAGGCACAGGACGUGCACUCUCAACUCAGCAGACUGACUGCAUCCAGUUCCGAGUUUCCUAGCUGGGUGACCCAGGGGUCAGAUUCUUCAUCUCCCUAGGCCGAAGUUUCCUAACCUGUACAAUGGGGCUACUACGUGUUGCUAUGGGAACCACUGAACUUACAUGUCAAAGCCCAUGGAGCAGAGUUAGGUAGUGAGGGGCGGUCAGUGAUAAUAUGAGGUGGUCAGGGCCCUGUUAUAAGACCAGUAAGACAGGAGUAAACCAAGCCAGUUCAAACCUGUUCAAAAGGGUGCCAAUCGGUGCAA
Chinchilla lanigera (long-tailed chinchilla) is the source of this 1231-nucleotide messenger RNA. RefSeq names its product WAP four-disulfide core domain 1 (gene Wfdc1). Bases 241 to 987 code for a protein of 248 amino acids. The record is from RefSeq and is a predicted model, not a curated record. Gene Ontology annotation, biological process: regulation of cell growth. Gene Ontology annotation, cellular component: extracellular region. The transcript is spliced from 5 exons. Gene Ontology annotation, molecular function: peptidase inhibitor activity. NCBI's taxonomy places the organism in Eukaryota, Metazoa, Chordata, Mammalia, Rodentia, Chinchillidae.